This is a messenger RNA of Helianthus annuus (common sunflower), 1062 nucleotides long. RefSeq names its product photosystem I chlorophyll a/b-binding protein 6, chloroplastic. The transcript is spliced from 5 exons. Gene Ontology annotation, biological process: photosynthesis, light harvesting in photosystem I; response to light stimulus. The record is from RefSeq and is a predicted model, not a curated record. Gene Ontology annotation, cellular component: membrane. NCBI's taxonomy places the organism in Eukaryota, Viridiplantae, Streptophyta, Magnoliopsida, Asterales, Asteraceae. The coding region runs from base 1 to 918 and encodes 305 amino acids.
AUGAGUUGCGGGUCCACAUAUCCAUACACGUGUGACCAUUGGUCAUCUUCUUGUUGUUUAAUCUCUGCAAUUCUAACUCUGUUCAUUCAUUGUUCAUCAGCAUCCAUGGCUUUCACCAUUGCUUCCACCUCCCAUUCAUCCCUCCCUACCAGGGGAGAAUUCACCAGGAAAGUAGCUUUUGGUGAGAUAAGUUGUACUCCAAGGUACAUAUUGAGAAGCAUAAAUAAUGUACAGAAGCUGAAAGCAGCUAAAGAAGGAGUAUCAAGUGUCUGUGAACCACUUCCUGCUGAUAGACCAGUAUGGUUCCCAGGAACCUCACCUCCUCAAUGGCUUGAUGGCAGCCUCCCUGGAGAUUUUGGCUUUGACCCACUCGGAUUAGGAUCCGACCCAGAAUUACUCAAGUGGUUUGCUCAAGCUGAAUUGAUGCACAGCAGAUGGGCAAUGCUUGCGGUUGCUGGAAUUCUGAUCCCCGAAUGGCUCGAAAGCUUGGGCUUUAUCGACAACUUCUCAUGGUACGAAGCGGGCUCUAGAGAAUACUUUGCUGACCCAACCACUUUAUUCGUGGUGCAGUUAGCCUUGAUGGGUUGGGUGGAGGGUCGAAGAUGGGCCGACAUGCUCAACCCAGGGUGCGUUGACAUCGAGCCUAAUUUUCCCAACAAGAAGAAGCCAAAACCCGAUGUUGGGUACCCAGGUGGAUUGUGGUUCGACCCGUUUAUGUGGGGGAGAGGGUCUCCAGAACCAGUGAUGGUUUUGAGGACCAAAGAAAUAAAGAACGGGCGGUUAGCCAUGUUGGCCUUUUUGGGUUUUGUGUUCCAAGCCGUCUACACCGGGCAAGGCCCCCUGGAGAACCUAUCGGCUCACCUUGCGGAUCCGGGUCAUGUUAACAUUUUCUCGGCCUUUAGCUCUCAAAUUCAGUGAUGGAUGGAUGCUUUGGUUACAAGUCUUCAUGAUCUUUAAAUCAUAGUUGUUAUGAACUUUUAUGAGCACAUGUAUUCAUCCGAUGUAUCAUAAUGUAAUGUUAUUUUAAAUCUCAAUUUUAUAAAAUACUCAAUUUAAAUACAA